UCUGCUUAUUUUAUUGCGUCGAAAGAAACUUAUUUGACAUUCGAUAGUUCAUGUUUUGGGUCGAUUUUCUGUGAAAGGACUGGUUUAGCGAUGAUUUCAGAAGACUAUGAUCAUCGUUGGGAAGCGCUGGCAGAAGUUCAUUUUAGUGCAGACGGGAACGAGUUAACUGAUGAUAACUACAUCUACUGUUUGUGCAGCAGAGUAUUUAUACGUGACGGAGUCAAACUUUAUUAUGCUGAAAAGGAAGAAUGCAGUGAAAGCGAGGCUGAGGCUCCGGAAGAUCUGAAAACUCAAGAGCUGGAUGACCAGUCACAUGUUCAUUUUUCUCUGGAUACAUCCUACAAAGUCAAGUGUGAGAAGGAUGAGGGUGCCAGCUGCUACUGUAGUGCAUCCCACACAGACAACUACUGCUCUACGGACGAGCACGACCCUGGGCACGCUCCUGCACACACACUGCAGCCCAGUGACAGCGGUGCCGACCUCACCUACCAAGAGGGACAUUCCGACACCACCACCGACAAACCAGAACUCAUGGACGUACAAGAUAUAAAUAACACAGAGUUUGAAGAGAACUAUCUUUCAGAAUGCACUUGGGAUAAAUUCUGGGCGAUUAACGGAGAAAGAAUCAUCUGGGCCUCUUGGAUUAAGAAAUACAGUGAUUACAUAAACCCAUCCUAUUUGGACGAAAAUAAUGACCUCACAAUGGAAGAGGCUAAUCUGCCGAGGGAUAAAUCUGUAGAUCAGAUAUUCAAUACAAAUAAUAAUGCGAAAGAAGAUGAUGACAGCAUCAGGGAAAGAAAGUUCUCUUAUGAUUCAAAGGUGAACCCAUACAAGAAAAAUAGGGGCGGAAACAAUGGUACAGAAAAGGCUGCAAAAUAUAAAGAUGAUUCAUGGCUGAUUAUUGAAAGAAAAAGGUCAUGUUCUGAACAUGAGAGAAUGCUGAGCCCAAGAACUUUAGCUGGUACUGAUUCAAUGACAAAUGUCACAAAAAUCACUCUUUCCAGUUAUGACGUUGCUUCCAGUCAUGUGACAUCAGAGUCCUCACCAACUGAUGACUACAGUGUCUCGUCAUCAACAUCUGAUGACCCUUCCAAUGAUCAGACAAGAAUAGCAAACAUAAUUGAAAACACAGAGGUGCCGGCCGAGGAAAUGGACACAGAUCAGUACUGGCAGUUUCUCUGGAAACAGCAUUUUGGUGAGCAAUAUGCUUUACACUUUGCCAACUAUACAGAAAAACAAAACACAAUACACAAUGCAAUACCAGCAGUAAACAUGGAAGCUGUUGAGAGACACCCAACAAUAAAAGAAAAGCUAGAAAUCGAGUAUGACCAUAGUGACGGGAACUCACAAGAGAUGCAAACCAUCAUUGAAGUGCAAGACCAAGUGGGCAAGAUUAAAAUAGAUGACAAACCCAGAAAUAGAAAAAGAAAUAAAAAGUCGACCAAAGCAGCCACUUCAGUAGGGCUUCUACUGCAGUUACUGAAAGAUGAGCAUAAAAACGAUGAAGUGUUUGAGGCUGCAGAAGACAACUCAAACUCUCAGAAGAGUGACAAUAAGUCAGUGGACGUGGUGGACAGUCCCCGCAUGGACACGGGCAGUGUGGAACAGACGGGGAGCAGUGACAGCUACAGUUACAGCAAUAAUGGCGAUGGUGGUGACGAGCCUCCCGAAGAUAGGGCUUAUAACUUGAAAAGAAGCCACGAAACAGACGAAGACAACAACAAGAAGCAACAAGAGGAAGCGUCCCAGAAGAUCCAGAGUACCUUCGACAUGAUGGGUCUGUGCCUGCCGCCGGACUGCGCUCUGAUUGGUCAGCUGGUGUACCGCAAGCGACGCGUGCGGCCCCCGCGCAUGCGCAGGAGGCUCGCGCCGAGGAAGACCUACUUUGAUGAUGAAGGCAAUCCGUGCGAGGUCCAAGACUCAAACGAAGAGCAAGACAUGCAGACGGACGACGAGGCGGCCGAAGUGAAGGCUGACUGCGACAAGGGUGCAUCGUUCGACGUGCCCAACAACCCCGCUGAUGCUGAAGAGAUCAAGGACAUAACCCUGGAGGCUACGGAGACGCCAUUACCUGAAGAUGUGGAGGAUGCCAGUGACAUGGUGGAGAAGAUUGGUGAUGAUGAGGCGGCCGUGGAUAGUGGUAAUAUCGCCACCACAGACCCCGCCAAGCGCCGCCGCCGCAAGCGCCGCCGCAGCCCGCGCCGCGCCGGCGACGUGCCGCCCGAGCUAGCCGCCCGACCGGACAUGAUGAAGUACUGGAAGAAGCGGCACUCGCUUUUCCAUCGUUUCGACGAGGGCAUCCGCCUGGACCUAGAGAGCUGGUUCAGCGUCACCCCGGAGCGAGUGUCGCAGCACAUCGCCGAGAGAUGUCGCUGCGACGUGAUAGUGGACGCGUUCUGCGGCGCGGGCGGGAACGCGCUGCAGCUACCUACUACUUGCGAGAGAGUGAUCGCCAUAGACAUAGACCCGUGUAAGAUCGCGCUCGCCCGCCACAACGCGACUAUCUACGGCGUGGCGGACCGCAUCGAGUUCAUCGUGGGCGACUUCUUCCAACUCGCGCCCACGCUGAAGGCCGACGUCGUGUUCUUGAGCCCGCCGUGGGGGGGACCCAAGUAUGCUGAGAACGAGCACUACGAUCUGGAGACGAUGCUGGAGCCGCGGCCCGCGUCCCAGCUGAUGGCGGCCGCCGAGACCGUGUCGCACAACAUCGCGCUGUACGUGCCCCGCAACACCCGCUCCGACCAGUUGGUGGAGUUAGCGAAGACCAGCGGCGCUGUGGAGAUUGAACAGAACUUCCUCGGGCGGAGAUUCAUAGCGCUCACCGCGUAUUACGGAGAACUAGUCAAUUACUGAACCAUUUACCGCCUUAGUAAUAAUGGCGGUAAACAUAAUGUAUAAGUAUAACUACUGGUCUGUUCAAUAAGUGCUCGUAUCAUAUUUGUUACCAAUUUUCUUGUCCAUGUACCUACAGCACACUUUUAUAACUAUGACAGGGCGGUUGCUCAGCUGUUCUACGACAUAUUGUUUUUACCGCAAAUCGGAAAUACCAAUAUUAGUUAAAACGUAGUCCAAUUAUAAUUAUGUUGCGUGAAUAAGCCAAGCAAUUUGCUGGGCUAUAACGGAAUUUAUGUAUCGAAUAGAUCCAUAUUGAUUAUGUCUUUCAUAUCGGGACGAUAUAUUAUGUCUAACUGAAGCUUGUGACGUUAGUUUUAAGAAAAUAUGUUUUGAGAAUACCACGCAAUAAAUAUUGUGAUUCCUCCUAUUUUAUAUAUAAUUUUUAAUGUAACGUUAUCUAAGUUAUUAUUAAUGUUGUCUUGAAAUACUUUCUAUAAGAAUGGAAACUUUGAUUUCUAAGGUUUACUGUGGUAACUAUUAUACAAUACACACUUUUAAUAUAAGUAACAAACAGUGUUAUUCUUGGCUCAUUAAACACUAAGAUACAGUAAUGUAUUCAGCAAUGUACUCGUUGUUAUGACAUAUAACUCUUCUUUGGCGGUUAGAGUGCACUAUAAAAUAGCACAAAAUAUAUUAUAUAAUAAACUUACAAUAUAAAAUAUGACUUUGCAGUGUUCAAUGCUUAGCGAUCAAGUUCUUUACUCAAACAUACUUACGAAAUCUCUAGAAUUAAGUGAUAUCUAUAAUGUGCAGCUAGCACGUUCAUAUUAUAACGCCUCGAGGUUAUCGAAACAUUAUAAAAUGGCGGACGAGCUCAUGCUAUCUCGUCCUAUCAAUACUCUUCAAUCUUCGUCUGUGUCAAUACCCCUUCAUGCCUUCCCGGAAGGGGUAGCCGUAGUCAGAGGUGACUCCAACAGCCGCCAUUUUCUUAUUCUUUCUUUAUCUGCGGGGCGUAGUAAUCAUACAGUCAAGUCAUUGCGUUGUUCAUGUUUUUACUAUGUACCUAUUCACGACGAGCCGUUAUUCAGACUAGGUACAGUCACGUGCAUUAACAUGUAUAAACUUUUGUACCUUAACUCCAAUUAAGUAAUGAUCACUGCACUCAAGCACAGUGUGUGGUACGCCCACAGAUAUUGAUAAUCUAACUAUACUGAACUGGCUGCGCCUAUGGUAAUAAUAGCUUGAAGAAGACAUUCAAUUGUUUUUGCGCUAAUUCUUGAGUACGAUGUCCAAUGAGCAAGUAAUAGGUAUGUCCAAUCAUGUGAAUCUAUUAAUGACUUGUAUAUUUUAUCUGACUGAGCAUGCUCUUAUUGCAUUUAUAUGUACAAAACUGUUUUGUAUGUCCGAUUCCGUUUUGCAGACAUAUGAAAGAUAGUUUUAUUUGUUUAAACUAUUUUGAUUGCAUGCAGUACUGAGAUGGGAAUUUUUAUAGUAACAAGUCUUAACAAUAAUAAUUUGCCUUAUUGCACAUAUAUGAUGCGACUGGCUUGAUUUGUUAGCUAACAGUGUAAACCACUUUACAUUGAUUUGUAACUCAGAUACUACAUGUAAUAAUGGCUAACUAGUAUAGCCCUAACAAUCUGCUAAGCCAAAAUAUAUUUGUGGAUUAUUACUGGCCUUGAAAGUAUGGUGUGAUCUUUGAUGUUGUGAUUCUGUAAAUAAUUGUUAGAAAAGUGAAUCUAAAUAAAUCGUUUUUGGUGCAGA
Molecule: messenger RNA, 4599 nt
Organism: Plutella xylostella (diamondback moth)
Lineage: Eukaryota; Metazoa; Arthropoda; Insecta; Lepidoptera; Plutellidae
Source: RefSeq, a predicted model, not a curated record